Molecule: messenger RNA, 2600 nt
Organism: Zeugodacus cucurbitae (melon fly)
Lineage: Eukaryota; Metazoa; Arthropoda; Insecta; Diptera; Tephritidae
Product: transportin-1-like
Exons: 7
Coding region: 244-2553 (769 amino acids)
Biological process (GO): protein import into nucleus
Cellular component (GO): nucleus; cytoplasm
Molecular function (GO): nuclear import signal receptor activity; small GTPase binding
Source: RefSeq, a predicted model, not a curated record
AGAGAUCGCGACUCAGGUCAUGAAAGUUGAAACUUCAUUUUAAGUUUUUUUUUGUUCCCUGAAAAAAUUAUACUAGACAAGAAGGAAAAAAGAGAAAAGUUAGUGAAAGAAUAUUUUAAUUGCGGAAAAAAUAGUAUUUUUCAGUUUGAAAAGUCGCCAAAUUAAAGACAAAUAAGUGUAAUCUAUUUUUAGUGCGUUUAUCAGAGGUAUUUCACCCCUUACAAGAAAAUAAAACCAGACAAGAUGACGUGGGAACCGCAAGCAGAAGGUUUACAGCAAAUAAUUACAAUCCUUAAGCAGUCUCAGUCUCCGGACACAGCCACUCAAAUGGCCGUCCAACUGAAACUGGAGGAAUUAAAUCAGUAUCCCGAUUUCAACAAUUAUCUUAUUUAUGUACUGACUAAACUUAAAACCGAAGAGGAGCCAACACGCUCCUUAAGCGGUCUAAUUUUGAAAAAUAAUAUACGAAUGCAUGGAAAUAACUUACAGCCUGAAAUUGUCGAAUAUAUUAAGCAUGAAUGUUUACAAGCUAUUGGCGAUCCCUCGCCGCUAAUACGUGCUACUGUUGGUAUAUUAAUAACGACAAUCGCCAGCAAUGGCGGUCUGCAAAAUUGGCCACAAUUACUACCCUCCUUAUGCGACAUGCUGGACUCGCAAGAUUACAAUGUAUGUGAAGGAGCUUUCAGUGCGUUACAGAAAAUAUGCGAAGACUCCGCCGAAAUACUUGAUUCCGCAGCACUCAAUCGACCAUUAAACGUUAUGAUACCGAAAUUCCUGCAAUAUUUCAGUCACAAUAGCCCAAAGAUACGUUCACAUGCCAUAGCUUGUAUAAAUCAAUUUAUUGUAAAUCGAUCACAAGCUUUGAUGCUACACAUAGACACGUUCAUUGAAAGUUUAUUCAAUCUAUCUUCUGAUGAGGAUCACGAGGUAAGAAAGAAUGUAUGCCAUGGCUUGGUUAUGUUGUUGGAAGUGCGCAUGGAUCGUUUGUUGCCGCAUAUGCCACAAAUUAUUGAGUAUAUGUUAAUACGUACUCAAGACCCAGAUGAAGGUGUCGCUCUAGAAGCUUCGGAAUUCUGGUUAUCACUUGCUGAACAGAAUAUUUGCAAGGAAGUUUUGGCGCCAUAUUUGGGACAAUUGGCACCGGUGUUAGUACGCGGAAUGCGUUAUUCCGAAAUCGAUAUCAUACUCUUAAAAGGAAAUGUUGAAGAGGAUGAUAUGGUGCCGGAUCGUGAAGAAGACAUACGCCCGAGAUUCCACAAAUCUCGUACACAUACAAUCAAAUCUGGCGAAGUGGGUGUUGAUGAUGAUGAUGAAGACGAUGUGCUAGAUGACGACAGUUCCCUCUCUGAAUGGAAUUUACGCAAAUGUAGUGCAGCCGCACUGGACGUACUAGCAAAUGUCUUCCGCGAAGAAUGUCUACCCAUUGUUUUGCCUAUCCUCAAGGAUACAUUAUUCCAUCAGGAAUGGGUUAUCAAGGAGAGUGGUGUUUUGGCAUUGGGUGCAAUUGCCGAAGGUUGCAUGCAAGGCAUGAUACCGCAUCUGCCCGAACUGAUACCCUACUUGAUCAGUUGUUUGUCAGAUAAAAAAGCGCUAGUUCGUUCCAUCACUUGUUGGACAUUAUCACGCUAUGCUAAUUGGGUUGUAAAUCAGCCACAUGAUCAAUAUUUGAAACCCUUAAUGGAGGAAUUGCUUAAGCGUAUAUUAGAUUCCAAUAAGCGUGUACAAGAGGCAGCCUGCUCAGCAUUCGCCACACUUGAAGAGGAGGCCUGCACUGAAUUGGUGCCAUAUUUAGAGUAUAUAUUGAAAACGCUGGUGUUCGCCUUUUCGAAAUAUCAACAUAAAAACUUGCUUAUUCUCUACGAUGCAGUUGGCACGCUAGCCGACUCUGUGGGCCAUCAUCUGAAUAAACCGCAAUACAUUGACAUUUUAAUGCCACCAUUAAUAGAGAAGUGGAACCUGCUCAAGGAUGAUGAUAAGGAUCUAUUUCCGCUAUUGGAGUGUUUGUCGAGUAUCGCAACCGCAUUACAAUCCGGUUUCUUACCUUAUUGCGAUCCAGUUUACCAACGCUGCAUAUCUUUGAUAGAACAAACACUGAAUCAGGAUAUGGCUUGCAAGACAAAUCCUGGUUUCGAGCAUCCAGAUAAGGAGCGCAUGAUUGUUGCAUUAGAUUUGCUGUCCGGACUGGCUGAGGGUUUGGAUGGUCACAUUGAAUCCUUAGUCGUCAAAAGCAAUAUAAUGCAGUUACUCUAUCAAUGUAUGCAAGAUGUGCUGCCAGAGGUGCGACAAUCAUCGUUUGCUUUGUUGGGCGACUUAACUAAAGCCUGUUUUCAGCAUGUGCAUCCAUUCAUGUCGGAAUUCUUUCCGAUUUUGGGUCAAAAUCUAAAUCCUGAUUACAUUUCUGUAUGUAAUAAUGCCACCUGGGCAAUUGGUGAAAUCUGCAUGAAACUAGGUGAAGAAACUCGACAGUACAUACAUCUCGUACUCAACGAACUGUUCGUGAUUAUAAAUAGACCAAAUACACCAAAAACGCUACUGGAAAAUACAGGUAUGUAAUUGUGAAGUGCGAAAAUUUUUAAUUUAUAUUAUUGUUGGUCGCAUUU